Drosophila persimilis is the source of this 3020-nucleotide messenger RNA. Its product is annotated as polycomb protein PHO. The transcript has 2 exons. Gene Ontology annotation, biological process: regulation of transcription by RNA polymerase II. The record is from RefSeq and is a predicted model, not a curated record. Gene Ontology annotation, molecular function: RNA polymerase II cis-regulatory region sequence-specific DNA binding; DNA-binding transcription factor activity, RNA polymerase II-specific. Bases 432 to 2555 code for a protein of 707 amino acids. Gene Ontology annotation, cellular component: PcG protein complex; transcription regulator complex. Lineage: Eukaryota; Metazoa; Arthropoda; Insecta; Diptera; Drosophilidae.
GGGUGUCGGACCGCUGUCUACCAACACCAACAAAAAGUGUACGCAAGAGAAAGUUUUUGGAAAAUACAAUUCCGCCAUAUUUACCGGCAAAAUUCAAAAUAUUUACAUUGUUGCCAAACAAUUGAGCCAGCCGGAUCCUAUUUGUGCAAUAAUUAAGUGCCAGGCAACAGCGUGGAGGUCGUGAAGAGCAACAAAGCCAAGCGACGUCUGCUGCUGCCGUCGCGCAGCCCCACGCAGCACUAAUGACAAUAGGGAAGUCGUAGAGGAGGGAAAAUACAAAUACCGACAAAAAGAAGCCCAGCCAGCCUGCUACGCAAUCGAACGGUGGCCACCAAACCGCGCACACACAGACGCGCGCCAACACACACGCACCGCACCGUGCAAUAUAUACACACACACAGAAGGCCCAAGAAAGACGGAACAGAACAACGAUGACAAGUCAUCAUCACAGCGUCGGCGUCGGUGGCGGCAACUUUCAGCCCCAACUCCAACUGCAGCAUCAGCACCAGCUCCGGGCUCCCAUUGUGAAGAAUCUUUCGUUAGCAGCGGCGGCAGUGCCCCUGCCAAUGACCUCAUCCUCCUCGUCUGGCCACAGCACGAAUGCAUCGUCGUUGUAUUUCACACAGGUCUUGCAGCAGCCCCCAAAUGCUAUAGUCGAUCACGAACCGUACACCAGCGUGCUGCAGCCUGCGGGCGGCGGCAGCGAGAGCUUCCUCAUCGAGGAGAUUAUCGACGACUAUGAGGAUGAGACGAAUAUUGUUGUGGACACCGGAGAGUUCUUCAUCUCGGGCGAUGUCUACGAAUACUACCCGGCGGUUGAUCGUCUGGGUAGGUUUACCUCAGGGGCCGUAGCCGAGGCAGAUGCCGUGCCACCGCCAAUUAUAAUGCAGCAGACCAGCGAGGAUGAGGACUAUAUUGAUGAGGACGCUAUGCGAAUGUCGUCCUCCUGCGAUGGCGACGAGGAGGAUGUGGACGAGGAUUUGGACGUAGUACCGGCCAUGACGAAUGCCUUUGAAAUAGCCUCGGAAGUGUUGACCACCCUCGAGGCCACCAACAUCAAGGAGGAGCAGCUGGAGAGCGACUUUUACAUGAAAACCGCGGAGGAUUCAAACAGCUCCAAUGCCCAGGACUUUAAGGACCUAAAGCUCUUUGGCAACAGCAGUCGAGUGGAGCGCAGGGCAAACGCCGCCACAAAGCGCUGGAAACAGACCAAGGUCCCCAUUCGCAUCACCCAGGAUGAGUUCAACGUAACGCUCUGGUCGUCCCUCAACUCUGAGGACGAGGAAGAGGAGGAGGAGGACCUGGACGAUCCGCACGUGUCGGUGGUCCACCCCGUGGUGUCCUCAUCUACCAGCACUGAAGCCUCCUCCUCCAAUAUGCCAAAGCUCAUAAUCGAUGAGCACAUAAUCAGCAACAACAUGCACCACGAUGUCCUCAGCGAUGGCAUCGGCAACGAAUACGUUAUCCUGCCGGAUCCCUUUAGCGCAUCUGCGGUGACGGAUGUGGAAGAGGUUGUCAAUGCAUUUAUGGGCGAUGUCAAGGGCGAGGAGGACAGCCAGCCGCUGAGCGAGCAGUUCAUCUACGCGGAUAAUCAUCUGGAUGAGGCAUACGGCUCAAUUGAACUCAUCGAGAACAUGCCGCACAACGUGGAGUUGAUACCAGCUCCAGCUGCAGCCCCACCACCUCAGGCGAUGACAGGCAGCGCGAAGACACACCGUUGCCCAACAGCAGCCCAACUGUCGCUCCCGAAGCUGGUGCUACAGAACAGCAGUACCAAUGUGCGGCUGAAAAGCACCACAGGUGCCCAGGCCAAGGCGGCAAAAAGGCAAAUAAGCAGCGCGUCUGUUCCUGCAGUAGGAUUAAAUGCGGCGCCGCCGCCGUUGGUGGCUACCAGCAAUUUGGCGCGCCCGCGAGCCACCACCGUGACCAAAACAGCAGCCAGUCUGGCCAACCAAGUCGCCGCCGCCAGCAAUCAGACGGCUGCCGUUGCCGGGGCCGCUGCCGAGGAGGACGAGGAGCCAAAGUUUCGGUGCACCCAUCGCGGCUGCAAUAAGGAGUUCAGGAAUCACUCAGCCAUGCGGAAGCAUAUGCAUACGCACGGUCCACGCGGGCACGUGUGCAAUGUUUGCGGCAAGAGUUUCGUGGAGAGCUCCAAACUAAAGCGCCACCAGCUGGUUCACACUGGCGAGAAGCCAUUCGAGUGCACUUUUGAGGGUUGCGGAAAACGUUUCUCUCUCGACUUCAAUCUGCGCACCCAUGUCAGGAUACACACUGGGGAUCGACCCUACCAUUGUCCCAUCGACGGCUGCUCCAAGUGCUUUGCUCAGUCGACGAACCUCAAGUCGCACAUGCUGACGCACACGAAGCCCAAGCGCAAGUGGCCAAGGGCACCGCAGGUCAACAGCAAGUCGUCGUCGCCGCAGGUCAACAACAAGUCGCCGUUGCUGGCACGGUACGGGCGUUUGGAAUUCGGCGAGGAUCCUCGACUGGUGUACGUGGAGCAGAACGAGGAAAUGGGAUCGGUGCUGCUGGAUGGUACGUCACCCACGUCCUAACUAUCAGUGACCGUCAAUGUGUCCCUGAAUAGAACCGUGGCCUGAGUGAGAAGACUGGCCCCAGUCCUGGGCACUCUACAAGUCGAGUCGCGAGCAGGAGUGUAUUAUCUGGCUAGAUAACUGGCGGAUAGCAAGCCAACCAACCCGAUUGUACAGUUAGUUAUACAGAGCAGGGCCAUUAAUCUAUGGCGGAGUUUAAUAUUGUAAUCUACGAAACGGAGAGCCUGUGGAGCGUGUGACGACCGCAUGCUGCUCCUUUGCAAACUCUAAGUAAGUUUUUUUUCUUAAAUUGAAUAUGUAGUAAGUUUAAAGCCAGGCCAAUGCAUGGAUGGAGAUAAAUAGAGGAUCGAUCGCUCAGUCGACAGUUCGGCUCUGUUCGGCAGUUUAGAUUGUAAGAAUAAUUGUAAUAGUCCCAAGUCCCAAAAAUCCACCACAAAAUAGCUAUCACUAUCACUAUCACUAUAA